AUGCUUUCAAGAAUCUCAGCUUCAGAUUGGCUAAAUCCAAGUCCAAACGUAAAAAAAGCAUUGGGCUUGCUUUUAAUUGGUGGUGUCACAGCAUAUGCAAUUUAUUCAUACAAAAAUUGAAGAGCUUCUUCUCAGAAAAAUGAAGCUAUAGAUUGUCUCACAUCUUCAGAUGCUGCCAUAAGGUCCCAAAAUAUUUCAAAUGUUGAAUAUUAUUUGAAGCUUAACACCCAAAAAGGAACAUCAUACUGAGGCUGCUGCACAAUUAUUUUCAAAAUAAUUAACCCUCAAAUUCCAACAUUUUUAGAUUUCAAGGCCACGAUUUUAGGUUGAAAAUAAUUGUUCAUUAUUAAGCACUAGCAAAAUAUUGAUUUUUGUAAAGUAAAUAUGUUAAGAAUUUCAGUAAAAAUAGAGGAAAAUAUUAAAUAGAUAAUGGCUUAAGAGAAAAUCCUGCACCAGAUUUCGAAGGAGAUGAAAUUUUAUCAAUUCUUAUUAACGGCCAAGAAUGCAACGCCUGCAGGACAGUUGGAAAAAUUUACUUACUCCCCCCCCCCUCCGUGAGCGAACAAAACCAUUAGAAAAAUCGCCAUUUUUUGGCCAAAAACCCACCCUCCGUGAGUGAACAAAAAUUUUUUUAAUAGAAAAAAUUUUAAUGGAAAAAAAUUUUGAUAUAUAAGUGAUAAUUAGUAUAAUGAAAUCUAGAGCUAAUUCUGUUUAAUUUUAAACAAAUUGCGUUUUUAAAACAUAAAUUUUGCAAUUAAAUUAAUAUUUGCUUCCCAAUUUUUGCAAAUUAGGAUUUUUUUAAAUUUCGAAAAAAAUAUUUUUUUAUAAAAUUUAUAUAUAAAUUUUUUUUAAAAAAAAAAAUUAACCCCCCUCCGUGAGCGAACAAAAUUUUUUUGUUCGCUCACGGAGGGGGGGGGGGGGGAGUUAAAAAUUUGCAAGUUGGAGUAAAUAGUGUAGAAAUUCGCUACAAGAAUAAAUAUUCAAAAGAUGGAAAUGGGUUGCAUAGAUAUGUGGACACAAUAGAUGGUGAAGAAUAUUUAAAUACGCAAUUUGAGCCUUUUUAUGCUCAUAGGAUGUUUCCUUGCUUUGAUCAGCCAGAUAUAAAAGCCAUACUAAUCUUGUCUGUCAAAUGUCCAGCAUACUGAAAAGUAAUUUCAAAUGAGCCUAUCAGAAAAAUAGAAAAUUCUCCAGCAGUAAACGAUUCAAUUUAUUUAUACGGCAAUGAUGAUUGCCAAUUAAUAACAUUUAGCUCCACAGACAGAAUAAGCACUUAUUUAUAUGCCUUAUGCGCUGGCCCAUUUUUGGAAUUCAGAAAAGAUGAUAAUGAACUAAACAUCCCAAUAGGCUUUUAUUGUAAAAAAAGUUUAGAAAAUCAAUUUAACGUUGACGUACAUUUAAAUUGGACAAUAAGGAGCUUUAAAUUUUACCAAGAAUUUUUUGGGAUUCUUUACACAUUUAAGAAAAAUGGUGAUGUCAAUGGACUCCGAGACACACUACUAUGGAAUAGAUUGUCCCGAUCAAGCUGAAAAUAGUGCCUCUGUCACUUUUGAAGUAAGCCGCCUGGUUUGGGGAUGCCUGUUAAGAGGAAAUUCUGCUUCCCAAAGGUUUUCGCUGUCUUGAGAUGCGCUAGGCAGUUUUGCCUCCCACUUAUUUUUACUUAUCGGGACUAGUGGGCAGGCUAGCGAUCUAUCACUUAUUUAUGAAAUUUAACUUAAUUUACCCAUUUAAAAAAUACGACCAAAUGUUCCUUUCUGAAAUGAAUUAUGGGGCUAUGGAAAAUGUAGGAUGCGUCACAUAUCGAGAGCAUUAUUUAAAUCUUCUAUCAAGCAUUAAAAAAUGUAAGGUUGGGAACGUAUUUCUGCAUGAAAUGGCUCACAUGUGGUUCGGAAACUUAGUUACUAUGAAAUGGUGAGAUGAUUUGUGGCUUAAUGAAAGUUUUGCCACUUUUAUGUCCCAUUUAAACUAUUCUCAAUCAUUAAAUGACGAAUUUUCUGACGUUUGGCUUGUCUUUUUAAGAAGAAAACGCUCCGCUUAUGAACUAGACAGUAUUAGUACAUCUCAUUCCAUAUGAACUCCUGUAGAAAACACAUUAGAAACCACCACAAAUUUUGACGCAAUUUCCUAUAAUAAAGGCUCAUCAGUCUUAAAGCAGCUGCACUAUGUUUUAGGCCCUGAAAUAUUCCAAAAAGGAGUCAGAGCUUAUUUAAACUCUUUUAAGUACCAAAAUGCUAAAUUUGAUGAUUUAAUCAAUGCAUUGAAUUUUGAAGCAAAACAAAAUAACCUAAAAAUUGAUCUGAAAGAAUGGGCUCAAAGGUGGGUAAAAACCAUUGGUGUUAAUUCUCUUACCCCUGAGCUUGAAAUUGAAGAUGGAAAAAUUCGCGAAUUUAAGGUAAAGCAGCUGGGCAGCACGCUAUAUCCGACGUUAAGAGACCAUAAAAUUUUGGUAGAGCUGUUUGACGAUAAUAUGGAGUCAAUUUGUAAAGAAGAAAUUUUUAUUGAGCCACAUUAUAAUACAUUUUUUGGAAAAAUGAUAGGAAAAGCAGCUCCAAGUUGUGUGGUUUUAAAUGUGGAGGAUUAUGGAUACUGCAAAGUCAGAUUUGAUAAAAUUUCACUGGAAAAUAUAAAAUUAAAAUUAGACAAAAUUGGAAAUAAGAUGACGAGGAUGCUGAUUUUGUCUAAUCUAUAUGAGAUGGUAAGAGAUUGUUUGAUGCCUGUGAACCAAUUUUUAGAGGUCUGUGAGAAUCAAUUUGUGAAGGAAGAAGUCGAAAUAAUUGAAAGCUAUAUAUUAGAAAUAGCUCAUGAUGCAAUUACAAAUUGGGUUGAAAAACAGUCUGAGAAGGUAAAAUUCUAUACUUUUUUUUUCCAUGAAAUUUUGAAAAAAUUGUCAGAAAAGCCUAAUCUUAGAGAACUAAGAUAUAAACUGUUUAGGUUUAUUCAGAAAAAAGACGAUAUAGUUCUUGCUGUCUCUUGGAUUAAAUCUAGCAGUGACGAGCCUGGCCUUAAGUUAACAAUUGAUGAAAGUUGGGCUGUUUUGAAGGCAUAUUCAUCAAUUUUAAAAGGUGAAAAAACACUUAUUGAAGAGUUCAAGGAAAAUGAUAAAACAUCAACUGGAGUGCUUGCAUAUAGUUAUUGCUUAGCAGCAUAUCCAGAAAAUAAAGAAGCCACUUGGAAUAAAAUAUACCAAUAAAAUCAAUCUUGAAUCCUUACUUAUAUUUUUUUUUAAAAUUAAUACCCUGACUAGUGGUGGAAAAAAAAUAACUAUUUCAAUAAAAGAUGUAUACUUUUUGAAGGUCCUGAAAUGUCUGCACAUCAUAGACGUGCUAUUAUGACUGGAUUCAUGAUUAAAUAUCAGAAAAAAAUCCUUCAAUUCUACACCAAUCGCUACUUUAAAACUAUCACUUCAAUAAUCAAAACCCACGAUCUUCAAUUUGUGCUUGAUUUCUGCGAGCACUUAUUCCCAAGUUUCGAGCCUGAAGGAUUUUUGAUUUCUGAAAUCAGAAAAAUAUUAAAGAAAAUUCCUCAAUCAUUUUACCCAAUUAUUAGAUUUUUCAAUGAAAAGAAAAAUAAAUUGGAAAUAAGCCAAAGAGUCAAAUCUUUUUCACGAAAUUCUUAA
Messenger RNA from Blepharisma stoltei, 3613 nucleotides. The record is from the annotation of a GenBank genome assembly. NCBI's taxonomy places the organism in Eukaryota, Ciliophora, Heterotrichea, Heterotrichida, Blepharismidae.